Messenger RNA from Aspergillus pseudonomiae, 1863 nucleotides. RefSeq lists its product as uncharacterized. The transcript has 3 exons. Gene Ontology annotation, molecular function: zinc ion binding. The record is from RefSeq and is a predicted model, not a curated record. Lineage: Eukaryota; Fungi; Ascomycota; Eurotiomycetes; Eurotiales; Aspergillaceae. The coding region runs from base 344 to 1711 and encodes 455 amino acids. Gene Ontology annotation, cellular component: nucleus.
CCUUAACUAUAGGAAAAAUGUCUGAAUCGAACCAUCAAGUCCUUCAACUACAUCCGGAGUACCAUAUCAAAGGUUAUCGGUGGGAACUAACCACUACUAUCGUACAUCCAAUAUAUAAAGAGAAUUGAAUGCAGCAGAGAAUGAGUCGAAAAUUCUGCCACAGCACAGUUACUCUAUAUCAGGUUGUUGUCCUGAGGCAGUACACCUUAAGUAGAUAAGUGCCUAUCCAGGUUUAGCGCCGUCAGCUCCGAUCAUCUCUUAGAAUGGGAUCGCCAACCGACACAACAGCUUCAAGUUUAUUCUCUGUUUACCCGCGAAGGACGUCUCCCGUACGUCUAAGAAUAUGUCGUAUGCCGUGGAAACCAAGAAGCGCAAGUUUCAUCGAGUUCUGGAAUCAUUGACGAAACCUUCGAAUGCCGAAUCCUCCAACAAACCCACCCCCGCGGCAACUACAGCAACAGCAACAACAAACGAACGAAUUUCCGCGGACUUGGCAGCGAAAAAGGCUCGAUUGAGUGAUCGUCAGGAUGGAACUGAUCUUGCAUCUGUGCGAAAAACGGUCUUGAGGGUUGCUCGUUCAAGCUCUCGAGAUUCGUCAGUGUCCUCCUCGCGGCCGAGUUACGUCCCUUGGGAUCGCGAGCGUUUCCUUGAAAGACUGGAGACAUUUCGCCGGGUUGAUCGAUGGUCACCAAAACCAUCAGCUAUAAACGAAUUGGAGUGGGCUAAGCGCGGGUGGAUCUGUUCAGAUGUGUCGCGAGUGGCAUGCGUCGGAGGGUGUGGCGGUUCCGUUGUCGUCAAACUACCAGAUGAGCUCGAUGAAUUAGAUGGGUACGACAGCGAGAAGGUGCAAGAGAGGAAGGAAGUUCGCGCCAAACUCGUUGAAGAAUAUGCUAGUCUCCUAGUUCAAGGUCAUGGCGAGAAUUGUCCAUGGCGAAACAAGGGUUGCGAUGGUACAAUCCAUCGUUUGGCCUUAUCCAACCCUGAUACAGCAAUCUCUGGUCUCCGGACACGCUAUUUGAAUAUCGCUAAGAUGGCCGACCAGUUACCAUCUCCGGAAACUAUUCAGACCCCUGAGCCAUUUGACCUCGAGACCAUAAUCAAGAUACUUCCUGAUGAUUUCGAGAGGAUUGAGGAACAUACUGAGAUAGCUGUACCUCAAACUCCUCAACGCGUCGAUGAAAACCAACUGGCUUCUGUUCAAAGUCCGCCUACGCAGGAAAUCGCGAUUAAUAGGACGGCUUUUGCGCUCGCCUUCUUUGGGUGGGACUCCGUCGCAGAUGGUGCAGCAGGCUUGGCAGGCUGUGGUGCCUGCUUCCGGCGCUUGGGACUCUGGAUGUACAAACCGAAGGACAGCGGCGAUACGUCUGUUUACGACGCACUUGAUGUUGCUACUGAGCACAUGGAUUACUGCCCAUGGGUCAGCGGCAAGGCUCAAAGCGGUACCGGAAAGUCAUCUGAGAAGUCAGCAGAGCUACGCAGUGGAUGGGAACUCUUGGCUCAAGCGCUCAAAGUGAAGCACCGCCGACAUAUUCGAUCCACGGUGUCUGUCGAUAGCCGUGCCGUUUCCGAAACCCCCUCCGCGGAUGGUCUGACGGCUGACGAAGCAAACAGUGAGGCCAAAAAGGCUAGCGACCGCGAAUGGUGGGCAAAGCUGCGGCGGAUGAGACAAGUACUGAAUGUCAAGUCUCCAAAGAAGCCAAUCGCGCCAUAAUAUUGUUCUUCAUUGUUUCUCGGGUUGUUUUGGCUAUGCGAGCGUGGCGUUACGGGCAUUGGUUUUCACGUGUUAAUGUCUAUUUGUACAGUACCUGAAUAUAUCAUAGAGCGAGUUAUUCUAUUGCUCAAUUACAUCUUGCAUAACAAUGC